AUGCGUUCGCACGCACAGUUUUUCAUGACAGAUCAUACAAUAUCAUAUCAAACAAACACAAGAGAUCAAAUUCUAACGAGCUCAAGAACCCGAAGCAUACCUGUCCCCACCCUCAUCAUGAGAUCCUCCACACGAACCUUCACCACAUCCCUCCUCAUCCCUAUAUCCGCCGCAUACCGGCUCGCGCAAUACGUCGCGACUGCCGUGGCCGCCAUUCCAUACACAUUAUUCGUCACAAAGCGCAGUGGAGUGGACAAAACAGCCGCUAGAGGCCCGCCAAUGAUGGACACGGCCUGCCCACUUUGGCCCAUCGUGCACUAUCAGGCCCGUCUUGCAGUAGAUGGCAAAGUCCUCACAGUUGUUCUUGAACACCACCCAAACCCGUUGUCGAGCAGGUAUCGGGCCCGGUGGACCACUGUGCGAUUGUCGUCAGAGAUGGCCAGUGUGCAGGUGCCGCCACGGGCCUUGGCAAGGAAGUGGGCCGGGCUGACGGCGUAUUCGAAUCGGUACAGAAUGCCGCCGGCCAAGAAGCAGUCGAGGCAUGAGGAGACGACCCCGUGGCCUUCCUCGACCGGAGUGCAGGUCGGGCAUGGGGUGUGGGCCCGGGAAGGGCCCGAGCUGAUUAGUAGGAGGUCGAGUACGGUGCCCGUGCCAACUUCCUGA
This is a messenger RNA of Striga asiatica, 663 nucleotides long. NCBI's taxonomy places the organism in Eukaryota, Viridiplantae, Streptophyta, Magnoliopsida, Lamiales, Orobanchaceae. The record is from the annotation of a GenBank genome assembly.